AUGGAGCCCAGGGGUCCAACCCACGGUGGAUCUUCACCAACAAAACGAGCUGCUCCACCCCCCACCAGCAUCCACGGCAACCACCCCCACAAGGUCGAGAUGGAUAGAAGUUGGCUUUAUACAAGUGCACCAUUUUCGCCGGCCUUUUUGUCUGGUAUUCAACAAUUCAUGGAAUAUGUCAGAGGUAGUGUAGAUGAGAAAAUCAAGUGCCCAUGCCAAAAAUGCCUGAACCAGAAAGAGAAAAGCCUAGAUGAUGCACAUGAGGAUAUCGAGCUCAAUGGUAUGUCUAGGUGCUAUAUUAGGUGGGCUCAUUAUGGAGAGGAAGAAGAUGAUGUUGGACAAGAUGAUGAUGGAGAACUCGCUGUUGUACCUGAAGAUAUGUCAUGUGAUGGAACUGACCAAGGCCAGGCACCACUUGAUGAGGAAGGACAAGCUGAAGAUGUCAUAGAUGACGGUGCAAGGGGAGUUCAGGGGUUGAUUCAAGAUUUGCGAGACGCAGCAAGCCAUGGCCUCGGUGGUAACUUAUAUAAACAACUCAUGGAAGAGGCAAAGUGUGAACUUUAUCCAGGUUGCACCGAGGAGACUAGGCUAUCUUUCAUGAUUAAAUUGCUGCAUAUAAAAGUGUACAAUCGGAUAACAACAUCUGGGUUCGAUACAUUCCUUGAGUUGCUUUCUUCAACUUUGAAUAAUGUUCCCGGAAUUCCUAAGUCAUAUAACGAGAUGAAAGCUGUGCUUCGGAAGCUUGGUUUUGGUUAUGUUUCUAUUGAUGUGUGCAAGUAUGAUUGUGCCUUGUUUUCGAAGGACCAUGAAGGCGAUGAUCAUUGCCCAGUUUUUGGCUUCACAAGAUGGAAAGUGAACAAGGAGUGCAGAAAGAAAGUUCCUCACAAGGUCCUCCGUUACUUUCCAAUAAUUCCACGCCUUCAAAGGCUUUUCAUGUCAAAGCAGCGGGCACAAUAUGCAAGAUGGCACAAGGAAAAGAGGGUACCCGUUGAAAAUGAAAUGAGACAUCCUGCUGAUGGAGAAGCUUGGACAGAUUUUGAUGAGACUUUCAAGUCUUUUGUAGAUGAUCCCCGCAAUUUGAGACUGAAGAUGUUGCUCCCCCAAAUAACACAAGCUCUUAUGGUCAGUCUUGAUGAUAAACGCUUGUCUCUAUAG
Panicum hallii is the source of this 1155-nucleotide messenger RNA. RefSeq lists its product as uncharacterized. The transcript has 4 exons. The record is from RefSeq and is a predicted model, not a curated record. Bases 1 to 1155 code for a protein of 384 amino acids. Lineage: Eukaryota; Viridiplantae; Streptophyta; Magnoliopsida; Poales; Poaceae.